Coffea arabica (coffee) is the source of this 1315-nucleotide messenger RNA. Its product is annotated as chaperone protein dnaJ 20, chloroplastic-like. The record is from RefSeq and is a predicted model, not a curated record. Lineage: Eukaryota; Viridiplantae; Streptophyta; Magnoliopsida; Gentianales; Rubiaceae. Gene Ontology annotation, cellular component: chloroplast.
CAUCCUAUCAAAGGCUGGAGUCGUCCCUGCUCCCUGGCCUUGACCGCCAAUCUCUACGCAUCUCUUCGUAUUACAGUUAUAGAAGCUUCCAUCGAUCAAAUCCCACACCAAUACUCCUACUAACUAGUCCAUCAUCUCUCUCUUGCAUCAUCCAUGACGAUAGCACCAUUCAUUUCCUUCCACGUCCACCUCAUCCAAAUCGAAUCUACCCGAAUGUGAGCCUCUCUCUGUCUGUCUGUCUAUAUAUAUAUUGCCGUCUCCACAAGUCUCCGCAUAGCGCUGCAAGUGCAAAAGUGCAAGCUCCAAGAGAACACCAAUUAACUACACUACUACUGAUUAAAAGCCCGCAAUUCAGCAACCAACAAAAGCAAGAAAGCAUGAACGCCGAGGUUAUUUCCAGCGGUCACCUGCAACUUUUCCCAACAAGUUCAAAUACAAGACAUUGUGGCUCCCAGCUUCCAUUUAGCGGCAGGGCCAGUACCGGUAGCAUAGCAUUAAAGCCAAGAAGAAGACCUGGGCCGCUCAGAAUAACUGCCAGGGCCGCCGUUUAUGCACCGACCCAGACCCAGGCCGAAACUUUCUAUGAUAUGCUGGGAAUUUCGGAAACAGGGUCGAUUUCCGAUAUCAAGAAAGCCUACAAACAGUUAGCAAGAAAAUACCACCCUGACGUGUCACCGGCGGACCGCACGGAAGAGUACACCAAGAGGUUUAUCGAGGUUCAGGAAGCUUACGAGACGCUUUCUGAUCCACAGACUAGAGCUUUGUACGAUAUGAAUUUAGGUCGAGGAUUGCAUUUCGCUUUUUCAACCGGAAGACGCAACGAGAGAAUGGAUGAUGUGGAGGAAUGGAAACUUAGGUGGCAAUCUCAACUGGAUGAGCUGAGGCUGUGGAGCAUGCACAGGGAUAAUGUCUCCUCCGCCGUUAGUGGGAAGGCAGCGGCGUCGCCCUCGUCGUCCUGGGGUAGUCGAAUGCGCCGAAAGAGAACUGACAUUUAUGAUCUUGGAUUUCGGUAGCAUAUAUUUUGCCUAUUGCUAGCUAUAAGCUAGGUCCGUUCAUCGUGGGGAUCCUUGCUCCCUCUCUGACAUAAUCAUGACAGAUUUCGGCGCCGCCGCCGGCAGCACUGGGAGCUGUUUCCAGAUGUAUAUAAUUAAUUUUUUCUCUCUUCCAUUUGGACGUGUUUAUAACUCGGCCAUAUCGUUUUGGCUUCUAGAAUUAUUGGGAAAAAUAAAUAUUUCCCUUUUUUUUGUGGAUAAGAUUCUAACUUCUAUUAAUGCACUACUGCCUUUUAAUUAAUGAAAUGGGUUCUUUGAUCCAA